Orycteropus afer afer is the source of this 528-nucleotide messenger RNA. RefSeq names its product HORMA domain containing 2 (gene HORMAD2). NCBI's taxonomy places the organism in Eukaryota, Metazoa, Chordata, Mammalia, Tubulidentata, Orycteropodidae. The record is from RefSeq and is a predicted model, not a curated record.
AUGGUUUUUCUCUGUGGUUAUAGCAGAAGUACAAGCUUCAAAAGUGGGACAAGCAGGGAAGAUAUUAAGAAAGCCAGUGUUCAACAGAUCUAUAAAUUAAAUAUUAUGCAGAACCUUGGACCCCUUCCUAAUGAUGUUGUACUUAUUAUGAAACUUCACUAUUAUAAUGAGGUAAUCUCACAUAAUUACCAGCCUCCUGGAUUUCAAGAAGGGGUAAAUUCACACUUCCUGUUGUUUGACCAAGAGCCUGUCAGCCUGGAAGUGGGACUGGUCUCCUCUGGCUUCCACAGCAUGAAUGUAAAAGUCACAACUGAGGCCACCGGAGUGUCUGAUUUGGAGAACAAUCUCUAUCAGGAGGACAACUCUACCAAGAUGGCCCCUCAAGGUCUAGACUGCCAAGAAGAAGAAGAAGAAGAAGAAACAGGAAUUCAAAGAAUGGAAUUUGUGUAUAGUCAGCAGAAUUCGGAGAGCUUCAGGAAGAAGAGGAAGAGCAGAGAACAAAGGAAAAUCUUUAUGCCUAACAGAUAA